AUGUGUUCUCAGUCGAAAAUUAAAAUUUCGAAGGCAGCAAUUGAAAUUGUAGUAAACGGGGAAUUUAUGUUUAGAUUUUAUUUCAUCAAUGGGCAAGGUAAAAUGUUGAUGGAUAGCGAAUUCGAUUUCACUAAACCAAUAGCACACGUUUCCGGAUGUGAUCCACGAAAGCAGCAAAUUAUUAUUCGUCAAAGCCCGUAUGUGGAUCCCUUUAAUUGGGGAAGCUAUCUGUGGAUGUCAAAUAUGCGAGCAUUAGGAUCAGUGGAGCAGGAUGAUACUAUCAUUUGUUCCUUACGAUAUUUCCCAGCUGGUCAUGGAUCAUUCAUGCUUGGAACAUACGGACAACGUAACCGAAGUUAUCUUCACUCUCCUCGUUCCUUCAUGGGAUUAACGUUGAAUCACGACAGGACCCGUUUUUUUGACAUAUUAUCCGAGAAGAAGAAGCUCUUUCUUACGUUAUUUGGAGCAUACGAUGAAAAUAACCAUAUUCUGUUGGAGAAAACACAUGACGAAUUCGAUUUGAGUAUUGCUAUGACCCUUUACGACUCAACAAUCAAAUAUCGAGUGACCGGAAGCAUCGCCACGGUCUAUCAGAGCGGAUGUGGUAACACACCAGACGGUCUUCCAGAUCCUUGCAAAUCUGAUCCUCGUGAUUUUUAUUUCAGUUGCUUGCAUGUCGGAUAUUACUUGACUGAAGAACGAGAGACAAUUCCGAAUCGAACUGCCAGUCAUUGUAGUUUAGUUGGUCCAAGUCCCUAUAGAGACAUACUUGAUCGGAGCCAACAAUUAAGAUACACAUAUGGAUAUUGGGGUUAUCUUCCUUCUAUAUUUCUCAUCAAAUAAGAUUUAACACUUAUGCAUAUGCAAGAUGAGGGAAGUAGCACUUUGGUUAUCGAUGGAGUGCAAAUGAUACCACCAGUAGAACUCGAGAAUUUCGAUAUCGAUUGGUUCUGA
Molecule: messenger RNA, 954 nt
Organism: Acanthocheilonema viteae
Lineage: Eukaryota; Metazoa; Nematoda; Chromadorea; Rhabditida; Onchocercidae
Source: the annotation of a GenBank genome assembly